AGGAACAAGGGCACGCUCACAGUACAAGCGAACGAAGUUCCUCUUCCAGCUCCUGCUGUGAAUACCCGUCCCCUCACGCGCGCACGCACGAACCCUAUAAUAACCCCUCGCCAAACACCUCGCGCCACACGGAGCCACACCACACAAAAGUUGCAAGCUACUAGCAGCUGCCGCCAUGGAGAACCCCUACGCGAGCUUAUUCAAGAACCAUGCCCACCGCCACCGCUACUACUACCACCACGCAACGGCGCCGGCGCCACCCCCGCACGCCGCCUACUCCCUGCCCUUCUUCCCUACACCGCCGCCUCCAGCCCCGUCCUCGCCUCCGCUCCGGGAAGCCCUGCCCCUCCUCUCGCUCGCCCCGGCGUCGCGGGAGGAACAGCUGGGCGGCAGGGAAGCGGCAGACUCAGACGACGACGGCGGCGAGGAGGGAGAGGAGGAGGAGGAGGAGGAGGAGAAGGAGGAGGCGGGCUCCGCGAGCGGUAACCCCGGCCAGCAGCGCGUGGCAGAGCUCUUCGCGGACUUGAACGCCAAGGCAGGCGACCCGAUGGACGCGGAGGCCGGCGGCGAGUGCUCAGCUGGCGACGUGACGGUGGCGCUGCGCAUCGGCCUGCCCACUAGCGCGGGCGCGGCCGACCUCGUCUCUGGACUUUCAGGCGCCCAGAGGCAGUGCGACUUCGAAGAGGAGGAGGAUGACGACGGCGGGAGCAAUAAUAGGGAGAGCGGCGACAGGGAGGAGGCGGCGCCGUUAGGGUUCCCGUCGACGCAGAUCGGGCGCCUGAACAAGGGGCAGUACUGGAUCCCGACGCCGUCGCAGAUCCUCAUCGGCCCAACUCAGUUCUCCUGCCCCGUCUGCUUCAAGACCUUCAACCGAUACAACAACAUGCAGAUGCACAUGUGGGGUCACGGGUCGCAGUACCGGAAGGGUCCCGAGUCGCUGCGCGGCAUCCAGCCGACGGCGAUGCUGCGGCUGCCGUGCUACUGCUGCGCGCCGGGGUGCCGCAACAACAUCGACCACCCGCGCGCAAAGCCGCUCAAAGACUUCCGCACGCUGCAGACGCACUACAAGCGCAAGCACGGGCUGAAGCCCUUCCUGUGCCGCCGCUGCAGCAAGGCCUUCGCCGUCAAGGGCGACUGGCGCACGCACGAGAAGAACUGCGGCAGGCUCUGGUACUGCCUCUGCGGCUCCGAGUUCAAGCACAAACGCUCGCUCAAGGACCACUCACGCGCCUUCGGACACGGCCACGGCGCCGUCGGCGGGUGCGGCGGCCUCGACGAGGACGACGACGGCGCCAUCUCCGACAUCGAACACGACGGCGCCACGGCGGCUAGGUCGCUGUGAUGGACCGAUCGAUCGAGCUCUCUCACCUGCAGAUAUCGAUCUUAUAUGUACAAAGACCAUAUGAUCGAUAGCCGGCCGGUGCACGUGCGUACGUGCUGAACAAUAUGUGCUGCACUCCCCGUGUAGUCACGUAUAAAUGUUGUUUUGGUUGUGUGUAGUUAAUUAUUUUAAACUUUGGUUAUAUAUUAUUUUUUAUGUGUCGAGUU
Molecule: messenger RNA, 1548 nt
Organism: Phragmites australis (common reed)
Lineage: Eukaryota; Viridiplantae; Streptophyta; Magnoliopsida; Poales; Poaceae
Product: zinc finger protein WIP2-like
Exons: 2
Coding region: 176-1342 (388 amino acids)
Biological process (GO): anatomical structure development; regulation of gene expression
Cellular component (GO): nucleus
Molecular function (GO): DNA-binding transcription factor activity
Source: RefSeq, a predicted model, not a curated record